AGUAGUUGGUGAAGUUGGCGUGGUGGUACUCCGAUGCCGCCACCACGUGGCCCUCGAGCUCCACCUCCUAGAGGUGGCAGAUGUCAUCGACGACGAUGAUGUUGGUAGAUGACUCGGCGGACCUCGGGUGGGAGGAUGUCAGCCAGGUAGAUGCGCGCGUAGUUGAGCGACUGGUCCAGGGCUUGGCGGACGACUUAGAGAUGCGGCUGCGCACACAGUGGGAGUCGAAGCGGUACAUGCGGAAGUCGAGAUAGGGGAAGGCGGUGCGGAUGCGUUCCGCGGGGACAGACGCGGGCAUGCUCGACAGGCGACGGAUGACAUCGACGUGGAUGCUGGAGGCGCAGUCUGCAAGGAGUAGGACGAGUGCCAAGGGCAGGAGGCCUUGGAAGUGGUGACGAAAGGAGGAAGCCAUCCUGCCACAGCCGAGAGAGGAAGUGGUAGGAAUUGAAGGUGGCGUUGGAGGCGAAGGAGAAGACGAAGGGGUUAAAGGAGGGAGGGCAGGCGAUAAGUACGGGUGAGCUGGGAAAGCUGUCAAUGGAAACGGGACGGAGGGUGAGACGCACGGGAGGAAGACCCAUCGACGACAUAUUACUGUGACGUGUGAUGCUGCUAUCUACGUGGGGGUGGGGGAGGGGAAGGCGCGUUGAGGUUAUCGAGGCGGUUAGAGGAAGGAGUCGGGUUCGGCUCGAUUUGAUCCGGAUGCGGACCCGACACAAUUUUCCAAAAACCCACUAAGAAAUUAUUUCUUAAGGGUAUUUUAUUCAGCAGGCAAUCCGUUUCCGGUGAUCAGCACCUUCGGAUCCCCUCCGUCUCAAACCAUACCUCUCCGUUAUUGGACGUUUCCGUUACGUUAUGCGUUGAACCGUAUCAUCUUCGUCCUCGGCGUCUCUGUUUCUCUUCGCCCUUCUCUCUCCUCGUGUUGUGCCCUAACUAUAGCGCGAAGAAGCACUCUCCGCCAUGGAUUUCCUCAAGACGGUCUUCUCCGCCGAUCCUGAGCCCUCCCAGCCGCAUGAUAACGACUAUCGAGGAGGAGAGGGCGGCGGCGCUUCGGAGUGGAGCUUCGGUGGUUUCAUCAAGACCUUGGCCUCCAGGUCGGAGUCGGUCAUCCAGACCUACCGUCGCGACCUCGUGGAGUUCGGCACCUGCCUGAAGAAGGAGACGGAGGCAGUCGGGAAGGCUGCCGCGCGCGCCGUCCGCGACCUCGAUGGCUCGGUGUGGCGGGGAACCGGCAAAGAAGCGGUGGAGACUGGAGAGGACUCCGGGUCAACCAACACCGUCAGCUCUUCCCGGCGGUACAGCCGAUUCGACGUGGAGCUGCUUACAGUACAGUCAGAGGUGCGUACCUUCUCGGAAGACCCGGAGGAGGCCGAGGACUUCAGCAAGUGGAGAUCCGAAUUCGAUUUGGUUGAGAAGGAGGAGGAGAUCGAGAAUCUUUGCCGUGAGAAUGGAGCUUUGCUUAGGCUUUUGAACAAGCUGGUGCCUGGUGUUGUGGAGUACGAGACAUUCUGGUUCCGGUACUACUACCGGGUGCGUAAGCUGAAGCAGGCAGAGGACGCCAGAGCAAAGCUUGUGAGGAGGAGGAUUCGGAGAGAGGAGGAGUUGGAGGAGCUGAGCUGGGAGGUUGAUGAUGAUGACGAGGGUGACGAGGAAGAACUUGAGACGGAAGAAAACAAAGAAGAAAAGAAAGACAGGGAAGCGAAGUCGACCUGCAAGUCGGAUGAAGCUGUGGUGGCUGAAGGGUCAUGCAAGGACGGUGAGUUCUUAAUCAUCUCGACGCAGAAUUCUGUGUCAGAGGAAGAUGAUCUCGGGUGGGAUGAGAUUGAGGAUUUGGGCGAGCAUGAUGAGAAGAAGGGUGGUGGAUCAGUGCCUGGACGAUGAUGAUCCUUCCAAUCCUUGAUUCGACGACAUUGCUUGGCCAAUAAAGAUUGCUUUUUUCUUGAUGUGCAUUUGAUUGUCAAUAGUUAUUUACCUGAUGUUUCAACUGGGAUGGUGCUUGCCAUCUGAAAGCGAGGAAAAGAUUAGAUCA
Molecule: messenger RNA, 2026 nt
Organism: Musa acuminata AAA Group (dessert banana)
Lineage: Eukaryota; Viridiplantae; Streptophyta; Magnoliopsida; Zingiberales; Musaceae
Exons: 1
Coding region: 958-1878 (306 amino acids)
Cellular component (GO): cytoplasm
Source: RefSeq, a predicted model, not a curated record